Messenger RNA from Periconia digitata, 467 nucleotides. NCBI's taxonomy places the organism in Eukaryota, Fungi, Ascomycota, Dothideomycetes, Pleosporales, Periconiaceae. The record is from the annotation of a GenBank genome assembly.
CAGCAUGGCGUGUGAAAGCUGCUUCUGAAGCGCAAUCUUGGGAAGAGCGCCUUGGUAACCAUGCCCAAUGCGUUUGUGUGGCCGAAAACUACCAAAAGUAUUGGUGAAUCUCGACAAAGGCCUGGUUGGGUAUAUCAGCCUGGACCACGUGUCUGGAACCGGAGGUUCAAAUAUAUGUAUAGAUUCGGUAUCUUCCGGACACUGAUCUGAUGGAACUCUCAGAUGCACAGAAACUUCACAAUCACAGCUUAUACACUGAAUCAGACGGCGUAAAAACCGUUAGCCUGGAUACAGCGCCGGAACCCCACCAGCGCGAGUUCAGCCCCCGUGGACCCACGAUGGAAAAACGCAGUUGGUUUUCAGCUAUGGGGCCAGCCUACCGCCACAUUCGCUUGCGGCUGAGGAAUAAGCAAGUCGUGGGCUUCAACAGGAACGCGAGUACGAAAAAGACGAUGGCGCGAUAUUGA